CCGCAUCACGAGGAGGGAAAAUGAGAGUGCAGACAGGACUGUGGGACGACAUUACUCUCUAGCUUGUUGGGCCGCAACUCAGAAAAGGUUUAACAGAGCUAUAUAAGAGGCCGAGCAUCCAGCAGCAGGCUCCAGAGACAGACUGACUGACCGAGCAUCGGUGCAGAGGACCGUGGACUUAAAUCUGCCUCCAGGUACCCACAGCACUGUGAAACCACCGCUCAGGGAGAAGAAUGGGACUGCUCAGCGUCGAGGAACUGGUGACUGGUAAGAGGUCAGAGGGCAUAGAGGCAGACGACUUUCAGGGAGGCGUGUACGAGGCAGCCGUCAAUCAGGAGAAGCAGGAUGACCGCAGAUCCCGCAGGGAGCUGGGCGUCAGCGGGCGUCUGUCGGAGGAGAGCGACAGUGGAGGCGAACAGGAGGAAGUCAGCGUGGCAGCUCUCAAUAUAAAAAGCGGCAGACUGAAGCUGGAGACGGUGGACGACCUGUUUCAACAUCCUGCAAGCUGAGGAAGAAACGGAGAGAGAGGAAGACCUCCGGUCCACAAGAAGGAGCAGCCAGAGCCUGAGACCGUGCCAGAGAUGGUGGAUGAGCAGCUGUUCCUGACAGCAGCCAUGGAGAACAAACUGCCUGUGGUGGAGAAGUACCUGUCUGAUGGAGGAAACCCUGAUGCAAGCGACAACUUCCAGAGAACAGCUCUGCACAAAGCUUCUUUCAAAGGUCACGUAGAGGUCAUGAAAAGACUUCUGGAGGCUGGAGCAGUCAUGGAGAAAAAAGACAAGCUGGAGGCCACAGCAGUCCACUGGGACUGCAGAGGAGGCAGCCUGCCGGCCUUGCAGCUCCUCCUGGACCGAGGAGCUAAGUUCACCUCCAGAGACAAGGUUUCACUCCCUCUCCACGUUGCUGUGAGGACAGGACACUGCGAGUGUGCUGAGCACCUCAUUCACUGUGGAGCAGACCUGAACGCCAAAGACAGAGACGGAGACACACCCAUGCACGGCGUGAGAAUAAACCGAUUCAAGAUGAUCAAACUGUUGAUGAUGUACGGGCCAGUCUUCAUACAAAGACUGUGUGAGAUGGAAAACUCCGAUGAGACAUUGUAUUCAUGGCAGAAGUGGAGCCAAAGCCUCCUGUGCAACUUCAGCGAGGAGAAGCCCGAUCAGUAGAAGCCGAGUCAGUCCAGUAAAGUCAAACUGAAACGGAGCCGCGGGAUCUCGUGACCACGCUGAGGUCCAUGAAGGGCAAAGUCCACUUUAUCCAGAGAAGCUUUCCGAAGUGUGGACGCUGUUUUCCAGUCUCACGCGCUAACUCACAGACAUUACGUUCCUCAGGAAAUUGGGUGACAGGUGUUACCUUGUACCUGUAUCUCCUCCUAGUUCAGGGAUUUAAUUUGGAACAGUUGAGGCAGAUUCACCUUUGACCUGCUGAGUUUUUUCAGGAUUCAUUUUCCUCAUAUGAUAUGAGUGCAUGACGUGUAUGGUCACAUUGGAGACCAGAGUGAAGGAACCUUUGAUCAAAAAUGUGAAAUGUAAUCAGGAUGAUGUCGUUAUUAGCUCUGAUAGAUUCACUGAUAUUGCUGGACAAUGUCUCGGAGGACAGUACAGAGAUGUGCUUUUCCUUUCCUGUGUUCUUACUUUAAGCUGAGUUAAAGUCUAGCAUCGGAAGGUGACUUGUUUAUUGAUUAAUGGCAUUUCAGUAUCAGACUUCAUUAACUUUGUUCUGUCUGCCCAACAAUCCACUUAACA
This is a messenger RNA of Archocentrus centrarchus (flier cichlid), 1745 nucleotides long. Its product is annotated as ankyrin repeat domain-containing protein 1. The record is from RefSeq and is a predicted model, not a curated record. Gene Ontology annotation, biological process: regulation of transcription by RNA polymerase II. Gene Ontology annotation, molecular function: RNA polymerase II-specific DNA-binding transcription factor binding. NCBI's taxonomy places the organism in Eukaryota, Metazoa, Chordata, Actinopteri, Cichliformes, Cichlidae. Gene Ontology annotation, cellular component: nucleus.